AUCAAGUUUUAAAUAGAGUGUAGUCCGCCACGUCUUUUUCCCCCAUUCAAUUUGGUUUUAUGUAAUUAACCCAACCUGUUUGCUAGGUCCAUCCACAAAUAUGUGGUAACAGACUUAACUGGUAACAGUAAGAAGCAGAGGCACAUCACUAUCUCUUCAGACUCAGUUGCCCACUACCAUCUCUCUCUUUUCACUUCACAGCCACAGCCAAAGCCAAAAUGCCGACCCAAUCAUUGGAACCCAUCAUUCACCUACCACCAUUACCACUACAGCCACUUGGUUCCAACAGGCCUAACAAAACCACUAGCCUCUCCUUUCAGCGGCCUAAACUAACCCACCAACCCUUGCACACCCACCUCUCCAUGCUUGAUAAACCAGUGGAUUCAAACUCGUAUGCUUCAAUUCUCGAAUCUUGUAAAUGCCCAAGUUUAGGAAAACAGAUACAUGCCCACUCACUUAAAACUGGGUUUCAUGGGCAUGAGUUUGUAGAAACCAAGUUGCUCCAAAUGUAUGGAAGAUGUGGCUGUUUGGAAUUUGCGUAUUUGUUGUUUGACACAAUGCCGCUGAGGAACUUGUAUUCUUGGAAUGCCAUUCUCAGUGUGUAUGUGGAUAACGGAUUCUUUGAGGAAGCUUUUUUGCUUUAUCAAGAAUUACAAUUUGAAGAUAUUGGCUUGGAGUUUUUCGUGUUUCCGGUGGUCUUUAAGAUUUGUAGUGGUCUUGGCAUAGUAGACUUAGGAAGACAGUUACAUGGGAUUGUAGUGAAGUAUCAGUUUGCUUCAAAUAUUUAUGUGGGUAAUGCUCUGAUAGAUAUGUAUGGCAAAUGUAAAAGCUUAGAUGAUGCCAAGAAGGUUUUAGCAACGAUGCCCAAGAAGGACCGUGUUUCAUGGAAUUCUAUUGUCACAGCUUGCGCUGCCAAUGGGAUGGUUUAUGAGGCAUUGGAGUUCUUGGAAAGAAUGUCUUUGGAGGAUUCGAUGCCCAAUCUUGUUUCUUGGAGUGCAGUUAUUGGGGGGUUUUCGCAGAAUGGUUAUGAUGAAGAAGCCAUUGAACUGCUUUACCAAAUGAAAGCAGCUGGAAUUGAACCAAAUGCGCGAACCCUGGCAAGUGUUCUUCCUGCUUGUGCUAGACUAGAAAAGCUAAGUCUUGGCAAAGAACUCCAUGGCUAUAUAAUAAGACAUGGGUUUAUGUCUAACCCUUUUGUCGUGAAUGGAUUAGUUGAUGUGUAUAGGAGGUGUGCUGAUAUGGGGACUGCUUUCAAGUUAUUUUUCAAGUUUUCAAUGAAAAAUGUUGUGUCAUAUAAUACAAUGAUUGUUGGGUAUUGUGAGAAUGGUGAUAUCUCCAAGGCCAAGGAGCUGUUUGAUCAGAUGAAGCUAGCUGGCAAUGAGAAGGAUAUAAUUUCAUGGAACUCGAUGAUUUCAGGGUAUGCAGAUAGCUUCAUGUAUGAUGAAGCUUUGAGCAUGUUUCGAGAUUUACUGAUGGAAGGGUUUGAACCUGAUUCCUUCACUCUAGGAAGCAUUCUCAGUGCUUGUGCUGAUAUGGCUUCUUUAAGACAAGGGAAGGAAAUACAUUCUCAGGCCAUUGUUAGAGGUCUGCAAUCUAACACCUUUGUGGGUGGAGCUUUGGUAGAAAUGUACUGUAAAUGCCACAAUUUAGCGGCAGCUCAGGUGGCUUUUGAUGCAGUAAGUGAAAGGGACACACCAACUUGGAACGCCUUAAUCUCAGGCUAUGCAUACUGUAAUGAGAAAGAACAUGUUCAUGAUCUUAUUCAAAAAAUGAAAGGAGAUGGUUUUGACCCAAAUGUAUAUACGUGGAACGGUGUUAUUGCCGGCUGUGUGGAAAAUGAACAUUAUGAUUCAGCCAUGAAAUUGUUCACUGAAAUGCAGAAAUCAAAUUUGAGGCCUGAUAUAUACACAGUUGGAAUCAUUUUACCGGCAUGCGCAAGGUUGGCUACAAUUGAGCGAGGUAAGCAGGUUCAUGCACAUUCAAUCAGAUUGGAUUAUGACUCGGACAUCCACAUUGGAGCAGCACUUUUGGACAUGUACGCAAAGUGUGGAAGUAUAAAGCAUGCGAAGCUGGCUUAUAACAGGAUCAAGAAGCCUAAUUUGGUUUCCCACAAUGCCAUGCUUACUGCAUAUGCCAUGCAUGGACAUGGGCAGGAGGGAAUUGCAUUGUUUCGUAAAAUGUUGGAAGAUGGUUUUGGACCAGACAAUGUGACUUUCCUAUCAGUUCUUUCUUCCUGUGUCCAUGCCGGAUCAGUUGAAUCAGGUCAUGAAUUCUUUGAUCUGAUGGGAUAUUACAAUGUGGAACCCACAUUGAAACACUAUACAUGUAUGGUUGAUCUCUUAAGUCGUGCAGGCCAGCUUAAUGAUGCUUAUGAACUUUUAAAGAGAAUUCCCAUGGAACCUGAUUUGGUGAUGUGGAGUACUUUGCUUGGAGGAUGUGUAGUUCACAGUAAUGUUGCAUUAGGAGAAAUUGCAGCAGAACGGCUCAUAGAGUUGGAACCGCAUAAUACUUCAAACUAUAUUCUAUUAGCAAACUUAUAUGCUCAUGCAGGGAGAUGGCAUGACCUAGCUAAAACAAGACAGAUGAUGAAUGACAGAAGAAUGCAAAAGAGUCCGGGAUGCAGUUGGAUUGAAGAUAGAGAUGAAAUUCAUGUGUUUCUUGCAAGUGACAAAUCGCACAAGCGAGCAGAGGAAAUAUACUCUACUUUAAAUAAUUUGAUUAUUCACAUGAAAGGAGGGUUUACAAUUUCUGUUUAAGUGCAACAAAAAAAAGAA
Quercus robur (English oak) is the source of this 2774-nucleotide messenger RNA. Its product is annotated as pentatricopeptide repeat-containing protein At2g13600-like. Gene Ontology annotation, molecular function: RNA binding; protein binding. Gene Ontology annotation, biological process: RNA modification. The coding region runs from base 219 to 2756 and encodes 845 amino acids. Lineage: Eukaryota; Viridiplantae; Streptophyta; Magnoliopsida; Fagales; Fagaceae. The record is from RefSeq and is a predicted model, not a curated record. The transcript has a single exon.